This is a messenger RNA of Salvia splendens (bonfire salvia), 1130 nucleotides long. RefSeq lists its product as uncharacterized. NCBI's taxonomy places the organism in Eukaryota, Viridiplantae, Streptophyta, Magnoliopsida, Lamiales, Lamiaceae. The record is from RefSeq and is a predicted model, not a curated record. The coding region runs from base 202 to 606 and encodes 134 amino acids. The transcript has 4 exons. Gene Ontology annotation, biological process: regulation of circadian rhythm; response to cold.
UCCUCUCUCCCCCCCCCCCCUUAAAAUUCUCUUCCCUUUUCGCGUGACGAUUUACAAAUCCCAUCAUCGCCCUUUUGGCUGUAAACUUUUAUAUGCAAAACAAACUCUCCGCCGCCAACGCUCGAUAUUUGUUGUGCUUCUUCCACUUUGACCGGUCAGAUUUGCUAACAUAUUUUGCAUCUAUUCUCGGACGACAGCACGAUGUGGACUGAUCAGAAGCACAGCUUAUUUCUCCAACAUUUGGAACUCUCAUUUGUUAAACAACUGCACCAGUCAAUUAGUUUGCUUGAUCAGGACGUGGAAGAAAAAAGCACUACACUAAUAGAUCAUAUAAAUUUGGCUGGUCGGCUGCAUGGAUGUUGGAAGAUAAAGUGCAAUAGGGGUCAUCCUCUUUCCCAUGUUUCAGUUGAUUCCAUUGGCCAUAGUAAACGUCCUACUGUAUCAGCUCAUGCACCAGAACCUUGGAAAGUUGUUAAGCCUAACUGUGAUUUGCAUGACUCCCAGAGAGAGGGUACAGGUCAGAAUUUUGUUGAUGAAAACAAUCAGUCAAACUCAGAUACUGAAUAUCGUGUGAAAAGAACAAAGACUAUGUUAGCGGAUAAGUGAAGUAAUUCUUUCUUUCUACAGAGAAAAAUGACAGCUCUAAUCUUGUAGGCUAACCUUUGAGAUCAUCAUGUCCUCCCAAAUUGAAAUUUGCUGCGUUUGAAAGAUGACAACUACGCAAGGGUGGUUGCCACUAGCCAGCUAUUCUUUUAUAUUUGUCUUGCCGAAUUUAGGAGCCAGGUUCAGGUUUGGUUUGUUUAAAAGUUUUGCAUAAUGUGAUAUCAUAAUAUUGGCUUGCGACAUGGAUUCGUUUAUUUGAGGAGAUUGGGUGUAAAAAUACGAUUUGUUAGUAGGUAAUAUUUGUAUAUGUGCAUGGACGAAGAGUCAUGUAUUUAGUUAAUUAGUUAUACUGCCUUUCUUCAGCGGAAAGAUUAUGUUUUAAUGUGAAAUGGCUAAUAUGUUAGCCCUUUUAGCUACAGGAUCAUGGGCAUUGUUUCCGAUUCUAGCUAGUGAGAAUUGUGAUGUACUAGUAUUAAUGUAUUGUCGAGUUUUGAGUUUCUUUUAAGAACGUCACCAUUUUAUGUUUC